Molecule: messenger RNA, 1844 nt
Organism: Temnothorax curvispinosus
Lineage: Eukaryota; Metazoa; Arthropoda; Insecta; Hymenoptera; Formicidae
Product: arf-GAP with dual PH domain-containing protein 1-like
Exons: 6
Coding region: 27-1217 (396 amino acids)
Biological process (GO): positive regulation of GTPase activity
Cellular component (GO): intracellular membrane-bounded organelle; plasma membrane
Molecular function (GO): phosphatidylinositol bisphosphate binding; GTPase activator activity
Source: RefSeq, a predicted model, not a curated record
CUCAGAUUUCUCUCUGUUCACGGUAUAUGAACGUCGCCCACGUUCGCCAAUGUUUUAAGAUGGCUGAUGCGAAUGAGAAGUUGCUGGCGGAACUCCUGAAAAAGCCUGGGAACAACGUGUGUGCGGACUGCGGGGCCAAGAAUCCAGAAUGGGCAUCUUACAAUAUAGGUAUAUUCGUUUGCACGAGGUGCGCCGGUGUACACAGGUCUAUGGGAGCACAUAUUUCGAAAGUGAAGCACUUAAAGUUAGACAGAUGGGAAGAUUCUCAAGUGAAUAGGAUACGCGAAGUGGGUAAUGCCGCGGCGAGAUUGCAUUACGAGGAACGUGUACCCUCUUGUUACCGUAGACCAAGCCCAGAUGCCCCACAAGUUUUAGUUGAACAGUGGAUAAGGGCAAAGUACGAGAGGGAGGAAUUUUGUCACCCCGAAAGACAAAAUCACUAUGUGUCAGGAUUCAUGGAAGGAUUUUUAAUGAAACGUGGAAAGGAAGAUUCGCGUUACCAUCCUCGUAAAUUUGUACUCUGCGAGGCGGAGGACACACUCAAGUAUCACGUUAAGGAAAAUAAGGAACCCAAAGCUGUUCUAAGGAUAUCUGAACUAAAUGUGGCGUUCGCGCCAUCGAAAACUGGCAAUCAGAACAGUCUUCAGUUGUCCUUUAUGAAGGAUGGUACGACGAGACAUAUCUACGUGUAUCACGAGGAUCCGGAAGUAAUCACGAAUUGGUACCUCGCCAUCAGGUGUGCGAAGCUGCACCGUUUACAAGUGGCGUAUCCGGGUGCGAGUGAGAACGAGUUACUGUCGCAACUCACGAGGGAUUUUCCGCGCGAAGGCUUCCUAUGGAAAACUGGUCCGAGACAUACAGACGCUUACAAAAAAAGAUGGUUUACGUUAGACGGUAGAAAACUCAUGUAUCAUGACGAUCCUAUGGACGCCCAUCCAAAAGGUGAAAUCUUCCUGGGACAUGGUUCCGAAGGUUUUGCGGUAAAGACCGGCGUACCGCCAGGUGCUAGGGAUCAAGGAUUUUCGUUUACUCUCGAGACACCUGAUAGAACUUACCUGCUCUCUGCGCAAAGCGAUGAAGACAGAUCGCAAUGGAUCAACGUGAUCCAAAAAGUAAUAGAUAAACCGCUAACGCCACAGGACGCGACCGUAGCGGCGAGACUCGUAAGAAAGCGCACAGCAAGCGGAACAAUGAAUAUAUUUUCGUCCACGAGAUAGGGCUGGAUUCCUCUUAGACGUCUUUCUUAAUUAUUCACCGGUAUUCGUUCGAAUCGAAUUGCCGAAAUAAAUACAUGACUCAGCAUGCAGGCGUAAUGGCGCAUAUAGCUUCGGUUUACUUACUCAUCUUGUUGCUGUUGAGUCAUGUAUUUAACUUGCGCACGGUUAAUGUAGUAUAGAAACAUACGCAUAAGACUGCUCGAAGAUGUUGAUCAACGUGGAUAAACUGCAAGCACCAACCGCUCCUCGGUAACGCUCUUGCGUCGAAAUAAAUACUUGUGUCGCUUACGAUCGAACCGAGUAGGCAGGCAGUAUGUCGUAACAACAUUACAAGGAAUUUUUACUUAGCAAUAAUAUGCGUGAUACUUGUCUCUUGACAGUAUAACGUUCGGAACACCAAAAGGAAUUCUCUUCCAGAAGUUUGAUCUAAUCUCUUGUGAACAAUCUAUUGAACGGUAAACCUAGCUUUAGGAUAGACAUUAUUUUAAAGAUUCACGGAUUCGCAGUAUUUUCUUUUCUCCUUUUUUUUAUUUUCUUAGCUGGUUUAUUUAGACCACGAUUUAUAAGGCCACAAAGUGAUAACGAUACACAAUCUGUACAUACAAAAUAAAUUCUGAGGGCCUAUCA